This is a messenger RNA of Fusarium oxysporum Fo47, 1098 nucleotides long. RefSeq lists its product as uncharacterized. Lineage: Eukaryota; Fungi; Ascomycota; Sordariomycetes; Hypocreales; Nectriaceae. Bases 1 to 1098 code for a protein of 365 amino acids. The transcript is spliced from 3 exons. The record is from RefSeq and is a predicted model, not a curated record.
AUGCGGCGUACUGGCUGGGAAACGAUGUUCCAAGAUACACGUCGUGAUAUCCUUGUUGCGCUUACGGAGUUACCUAAUUGUAGGACCAACCAGCCUAUGCCCCUGGGUAUCCAGGGAGAAGAAGUAAUCUAUAGCCUGGCGCGAGACGAACGAAAAUUGGCAUCGAUGAUGGUAGCGCUUGAUCGCCUCCUCGACCAAUGCGGCGAGACCGUUCUGAGGACCGAUGUAUGCCUGAGAAGAUGGCUUCGUUCCAGGUUCCCAGACCGCCCCUACAAAGCGCCCUUCGAGCUGGUGGCAAAGCCGUCUUCUGAGAAGGUCUACCGGAAGGAACUAAAGCGCUUUAUCUGCUUCUGGCUUCGACUGUCCCGACUAUUACCGACAACUAUGCGGGCAAUUACAGGGCGAGGGUUGAACAGACAUCAGUUUAGAGCUCUUCGUGAGCUCUGGGUGGAUGGUGUCUGGCAGUCUGAGGAGCCUGCUGAUAUGGACCGUACAGAUAACCAGGAUGGAGGGCAGAGUAUGAAUGAUCAUGAGAGUGGAGAUGAUGGGGGUGAAGAAGAGGAGAAUGAUGAUGAUGAUUAUGGUGAUGAAGAGGAUGAAGGCGAGGACGAAAGUGAAUGUGAGGAGAGUGAUGGACACGACCCCGCGGCCGACGUCUUACUGCGCUUUUGUUACUUUGCUAUCGCCGAGGACGUUGAAGGUGGGCUCGCGAGCUCGACGAUGCUAGUGUACUUCAGUGCUGUACGCGGGCUGUCAACCCCUAACGGCAACGAAUACCUCCAGCCUCACCGGUUCACCCCUGUCCUAGCGAGACUUAUAUACUGUUCUCGGUUGGUCUUUCUCGAAGCCGUGCUGCCUCAUUUCUCACGUAUCUACGGUGGUAUUGCACGCCCACCGCGUCACGGGCUGCUGCGAAGGCUCAAUGCGGCCCGGCGCGAGUACAUGUGUGAUGGCACGUUAUCGCCCAUGGGCGAAUUCUUGAGUCUCUUGUCUUACGGCAACGCUCUUCGGCGUCGACGGUCUGCUCCAAGAACAGGGUCAAAACCAGAGUACCUGGGAUGCCAAAGCCGCUCGCGCAUAUUUGGAAGCCCACGAUGA